Chara braunii is the source of this 11059-nucleotide messenger RNA. The record is from the annotation of a GenBank genome assembly. NCBI's taxonomy places the organism in Eukaryota, Viridiplantae, Streptophyta, Charophyceae, Charales, Characeae.
GAAAAUUGGAAAAUUGUUCAAACUUCAAAUAGCAAAAGUGACAGUAAUUCAGAAAUGACUUCAGGACUGAAUCGAGAGAGGUUUACAGAUGAGAAGGGAAGAAACAGGGAAAUCUGUUCCCUUGGUUUCAAAGCCGGUCUCUGACUGUCUUUUUUGCAUGACAUGGUCCCUCUUUCUGCAUGCAGUUGUGUUGCAGCAGCCUGGAGGGAAGGGUUUUCAAUUGCAGAGAGGGCCGGCUGCCAGCUUCCAAAGAAUACCGCAGGAUAGACUACCAAAUGAGUCCGAUGAAACAGCGCAGCUGGCACGAAAGUUCAGAGCGGCAGCAUCUGAGCUGCUCACAAUGCUUGAGCAGAGAGGAAGAAAGGGAGGAGUAGUGAAGCCUGUGUCACCAGAGGAGGCCCAACGGUUGCAAAAAGCUGCUGAAGUUGCUUCCAAGCAUAUACAGACUGGACAAGUCACUGAUAAGAUCUCAAAGAGAGUAGAAGACAAACUAACAAAGAUGCGGCGUGAAUAUCUUCUUCGGGAACAGAUGAAAGCGAUUAAGGAGGAGCUAGGCGAUAACGAAGAUGAUGACAUGCUGCUGUUGGAGAGGCGGCUUGAAGAGGCGAGGAUGCCUCUGAAUGUCUGGAAACAUGUUCAACGAGAACUGCGUUUGCUGAAAAAAAUGCAGCCUCGGCAAGUUCAUUAUGGUCCCGAGAGAGCUUAUCUGGAGCUGCUGGCAGACCUACCCUGGUCCAAGAGCAGUGGCGAGAAAUUUAUCGAUCUAAAUGAAGCAAGAAAGAAAUUAGAUGAGGAUCAUUACGGCCUGGCGAAAGUGAAGAAACGGAUCAUCGAGUAUCUGGCAGUGAGAAAGCCGUCAUGGACCAGAGGUUCGGAGAAGCAGACGAGGCCUAUCACGCCCGGAUGCUGGCCUGGAGUACCGAAACAAAGAGACGGGCAGAUGACGCAGCAACAACAGCGAAGAAGAAGGCAGAGGACGCUGAGCAGGCACGUCUGCUGGCAAUUGAACAACAGCGCCAACAUGACGAGGCAGCAGCAAAGGCUGCCGAUGAAGAAAGAAUUCAACGUCGUGAGAAGAUAUUUAGAAAGAAUUCAACGUCGUGAGAAGAUAUUUAACGGAGAGCAGACUUUGCUCACAAUGGCAGCGGAAUGGCGGACCAAGGCCGAGAAUGGCAAGAUGGAGGCUAGCAAAAAUAAGAUCGCUCUACUCCUCUCCCAUCUCAUAGACCUCCUAGCAACCUGCAUUACACAGCAGGAGGACAUCCACAGCCUCGACGACUCGCUAGCUCAAGUCCACGGCCGCCUCCGGCAGCUGGAGCAGCGACCUGUCGCCGCCUCCGAUGCAAGCUCUUCUGACACCUCCGAUUGCCUCGAAGCAUUGGAGAUGGACGUCGGCUCCCUCAAGGACGGCGUGCAGUUACAGCAGGACGCAACGCAACAGUUGGAACAACGAAUCUGCACUGCCGCCAACCACUCAAGUUCAAAACCGCACGAGACAACUCCAAAGUUCGACGGGCAGGAGAUCUUCUGCGACUCGGCGAAGACAAAUCCAAUUUCAUGGUUCCGCAAGUUCGAGCUCACACUGCAGCUACACAACGUCAAAGAACACAAGCACCACCCAUACUUGUACUCCCGGUCGGGGGGCGCAUGCCAGGCAUGGUUGGACAAUCUCUUGUCCAAGUACGGAGUGGUAGCUGCCGACUUGCACACCAAGAUCAGCUGGGAUGAUUUGAAGGCGGCGUGGCACAAGCGGUUCCAGGUAGAGCCGCCGGAGAUCAAAGCAAUGGACAAGCUCAUGGUCUUCGAACAAGGCACGCUGCCGAGUGUCGACUGGAUUACCGAGUACCAACGCUUGACAUCAGUCCUAGACAUCCAGAUGGGCUUCAAAGCCAUCCGCCACUAUUUCAUCUCAAGGUCCUGUCCGGCAUUAAGCAAUGCCUUGACUCACGUCGAGGACACCUUGACGACAACGGCGGAACUCUUUGACAAGGCCGCGCAGAUCAUUAUCACGAACAAGGAGGCCAAGAACCUGCGUUCGUCUGCGCCAGGCCCGAGCAAAGACCAGCAUCGGCCAAGAGUGGUCGUGGUCGCGGCAGCAACGCCGUUUGACCAAACUAGCGAGGCCGUGUCUGCCAAUAAAGGGGACAGACUCGCAGCCGCCCGGGAAGCAACCGCACCACACGGGGGUCCGAAGACAAGUCCGUGGGUGAAGAGUCGGCUACCGCUCAACGCGCAAACCGUCAAGAAUGUGGGGCCUCUUCCUCACAUCGACGAUCUUCUUGAGCGAUUGGGUGGCGCAAAGUAUUUUUCUAAGUUGGAUUUGAAAUCGGGAUAUCAUCAAGUCCCGAUCCGACCGAAUGAUCGCUACAAAUCCGCGUUCAAGACGCGCUACGGGCAUUUUGAGUGGGUGGUCAUGCCUUUUGGCCUCACCAACGCCCCGACGACCUUUCAAGCGGCAAUGACCAACGAGUUCCGUGCAAUGUUGGACCAGUUCGUGCUGGUCUACUUAGACGAUAUUCUCGUCUAUAGUCGAACAUUGGAGGAUCAUCUUGGGCAUCUUCGACGAGUGUUGGAGACGCUCCGCCGCGCCAAGUACAAGGCCGACCACAACAAGUGCAAAUUUGUCUGGCAAGAGUUGGAAUACUUGGGCCAUUUUGUCACAUCGGAGGGCAUCAGUCCACUAUCGGACAAGAUUCAAGCCAUCCAAGAGUGGACGGAGCCUCGGAACGUCACGGAUGUCUGUUCGUUCCUUGGCCUCGUCGGCUACUAUCAGCAUUUCAUCAAAGUCUACUCGAAGAUCGCGGCCCACUUGACCAAGCUUCAAUGCGAGAAUCGGCCGUUUGACUUCGGAGAGGAAGCGCGAGAAUCAUUCUUGGCUCUCAAAGCCGCGCUAUUAUCUGCGGAGGUCUUGCGCAUAUACGACCCGCUUUUGCCUACGCGCGUCACUACGGAUGCGUCCAACUAUGGCAUUGGUGCCGUCCUCGAGCAACAUGAUGGCGUGGACUGGCACCCGGUCGAGUAUUUCAGCAAGAAAGUGCCGGUCGUACACUCCAUUGACAAUGCACGCAAGAAGGAGCUCCUCGCCUUCGUCCACGCGCUCAAGCGGUGGCGGCACUUCCUCCUUGGUCGAAGCCAAUUCCGAUGGGUAACGGACAACAAUCCGUUGGUAUUCUAUAAGUCCCAAGACACCGUCAACAGCACCAUCGCUCGAUGGAUGGCUUUCAUCGACCAGUUCGACUUCUUUCCUGAUCACAUUCCGGGGAAGUCGAACCGUUUUGCGGAUGCUCUUUCACGACGUCCGGAUCAUUGUACCGCGGUCUACUCAACCUUCGAGAUCGACGACGACCUGCAGAACAGCUUCAUCCGCGGCUACCAAGCCGACCUCGAGUUUCGCGACAAGUACAGAAAUUGCUCCUCUCCUAAUCCGACGCCUUCUCACUACCGGAUCCAAGAAGGGUACUUGCUUGUCCACAAGCAGGGGAAGGACCUUCUUUGUGUACCGAGUGAUCCUCACUUGCGUACACGGCUUCUUGGCGAGUUCCACGAUGCUCCCACCACUGGACACCUUGAAGUCAAUCGCACGAUUGGCGGACUUCGCGAGCGAUUUUGGUGGCCCGGCCUUCUCGGCGACGUCACGCGCUGUUGCGAGUCAUGCGAGGUUUGUCAACGCUGCAAAUCUCGCAACCAUCGUUCGUACGGCGAGUUACGACCAUUACCCGUCUCGUUGAGGCGAAGGGAAGCGAUUGCCAUGCACAUUACCGGCCCGUUCCCCAAGCACAAGACCGGAGUGGAUGGGAUUCUCAUGGUGGUCGACCGACUCACCAAGUUCGCCAUGUUUUUGCCUUGUCGCUAUCAUGCCAAGGCACCGGAGUUGGCCGAGGUUCUCUACGCCGGUUGGAUUCGAACCAAGGGUUACCCCAAUGAAAUCGUUUGUGACCGCGACACUAGGUUCAUGUCCGAUUUUUGGUUGGCGCUCAUCAAGCGAUGGGGCUCAUCUCUCAAGCCCAGUUCAGCUCGCCACACUCAGACCGAUGGCCAGACGGAGAGGGCGCAUCAGACCGCACAGGUUCUCCUUCGCACUCUCAUCUGUCCUGACCAGAAGGACUGGGUUGAGCGGCUGGCGGAUCUUGAGUUGGCCUACAACUCUUCCAUCCACCUGGGUAUCGGGAUAUCGCCUUUCGAGUUCGAGCACGGCUCGCCGGUCACUUCGCUGUUGGACACCAUCACGCCACGAACGGCCGAGAGCGACGACCACCUUCUUUUCUUGCGUCGGAUGCAUGAGCUACUUGUCAAGGCACGCGACGAGAUGGCCAAGACGCAGCAACGCAUGAGCCAGCAGGCCCAUCGCCAGCGUCUUCCUUGCCCAUUCCGCGCCGGCGAUCUCGUUUGGGUCUCCGCCGCGGAGUUCAGCCUUGAACAAGACAUCUCGCAAGCUCCUCCCGAAAUGGAUGGGGCCUUGGCCGAUCAUGCUGCAGGGCCAAUUUUAUGCUUUGUAGGUCCGCCUGGUGUUGGGAAGACGUCACUUGCAUCCUCAAUAGCCGAAGUUCUCGGGAGGAAGUUUGUUCGAAUAUCCUUGGGAGGGGUGAGGGAUGAGGCUGACAUCCGUGGCCACCGACGCACGUACAUCAGCAGCUACCCUGGUCGACUGAUUGAUGGAAUCAAGAAAGUGGCUGUGAACAAUCCAGUGAUGCUUCUGGAUGAGAUCGAUAAGACAGGAGCAGAUAUGAGGGGCGAUCCUGCAGCAGCACUCCUUGAAGUUCUCGAUCCUGAGCAGAAUAAAAAUUUCACGGACCACUAUUUAAAUGUCCCAUUUGACCUGUCUAAGGUGGUGUUUCUCGCAACAGCGAACCGAGCAGAUCCCAUCACUCCGCCUCUUCUUGAUCGAAUGGAGGUGAUCGAGUUGUCCGGAUACACGACACGAGAGAAGGUCGGGAUUGCUACUCGCCACCUACUUCCCAAAGUGCUGAAGCAGCAUGGCUUAUCUGAGAAGCAUUUGUACAUCCCAGAGUGCCACGUCAGCAGUGCCACGUCAGCAGUGCCACAUCAGCAGUGCCGCGUCAGCAACAUGACGGGCCUGCCAGGCCAACUGGCCAAUGAGCCCAUUGCCGACUACAAAAAGCGCGUCCAUGCUCAGCUCGCUGCAAUCGAGGCUGAGGAACAACACCAGCUGGCAGUCAAGGCUGCCCACCUACAGGCUGACGAAGCGGCAACAGCAGAGAAGCUGCGGCUACAGGCCGAAGCAGACGCAGAGGCCCAGGCUCGCCGCAAGGAAGCCCAGGCUCUGCUGCAGCGGCAUGAAGCGAACAGCAUCGAGAAACUCAAGUACUGGCACUUUGAACCGAACGGCGACAAGCCAACACUGGAAGAGCAUCAUAAGGAGUUCAUGGCCAAGCUCGUGAGCAGGCUGGUUUACACGUGUAACCACCUACAGUCCGAGCUGGCAAACCUUCAGCGGGCCGUGCGGUAUCAGAAGACUCAGCACGAGGAUGCCACACGGGCACUGGACGCCCGCGUACUGGACCUGGAACAGGCUGUACCAGGACCAGCUGCUGGGGCUUCCAGCAGUGCAUCCUCUAGCCGCCAACUGGAGGAACGCGUUGACCACGUAGUGGCAAUGCUAGGAGACAUAAGUGCCUUCACAGAGCCGGCCACCAUCAGCCAGCGUUUCGAGUUGCUGGACUCCAAGAUCAGCCAGCAACAGCAGACCGACCACAGCCACAGCAACAGCUCGGCGAGGCCAUACAAGAUGCCGACGUUCCGGAUCGAGAAAUUUGAUGACUACACACAUCAAGACCCGGUCGUCUGGUGGCAAGGAUUUACAACGGAGUUCGGGAUUCACGAAGUCCAUGACCAUGUGUUCAUCAGUGCUCUGUUCAUCAACACCAAGGGAGGAUGUCGGAUCUGGCUCAGCCACAUGGCAACCAUCCACGGCGUCCAGGUUUCAGACCUGUACAAGGUCUCCUGGGAGGACAUGACAAAGGAAUGGAAGAAGCGGUUCAUCGUCGACGACGCCCCGGCACUCGCCGUCAACCGCAUCUUCACGAUGGCUCAAGGGAGCACACCGACACGUGACUGGCUCACGGAUUGGCAGAAAAUCGUGGCAACGCCCAAUUUGGACUUGUCAUUUCCGCAUCUGCGGCGUGAGUUCUACAACAGGUCAUGCGCCGCUCUCAGCCUCGCACUGGGUGAUCGCGAGCAGUACAACACUUUCGCAGAGAUCAUCAACAAGGCAAGAGAGCUCAUCAAGACUAACAGGCCGGCUGCACACGAGAAGUCCACGUGGCAGCCAACCUAUGUGGAGAAGGUACGAACUGGUCCGCGACAGCACCGGAGUUUGGAGGAGCAUGUGGAACACCUGCGCACCGUUUUGGAGCGGCUACGACAGGCCAAGUACAAAGCCACCCGCGAGAAGUGUGAAUUCGCGCGGCAGGAGCUGGAGUACUUGGGCCAUUAUGUGACGCCGCAAGGCAUCCGUCCGCUCGCGGACAAGAUCGAAGCCCUACGAGUAUGGCCCGAGCCCACCAACACCACGGACGUUCGUUCAUUCAUGGGAUUGGCGGGCUACUAUCAGCGAUUCAUCACCGGAUACUCCAGGAUCGCUGCACCUAUGACGAGGUUACAGUCGCCAAAGGUGCCGUUCGUAUUCGAUGACGACGCACACCGGUCAUUCCAAGCACUUAAGACGGUCAUGCUCAUGGCACCCGUCCUCAGCAUCUAUGACCCCACCUUGCCGACGAGAGUGACUACGGACGCUUCCGGCUAUGGCAUUGGGGCAGUCUUGGAACAGCAAGACGGCGACGAAUGGCACCCUGUGGAGUAUUUCAGCCACAAAGUGCCUCCCAUCAACUCGCUUGAUGAUGCAAGGAAGAAGGAGCUACUCGCGUUCGUCAUGGCUCUCAAGCGAUGGCGGCACUUCCUCCUUGGGCGUCGUAGGUUCACAUGGGUUACGGACAACAAUCCAUUGACCUACUACAAGACGCAAGAUACGGGGUGCAUCGAGUUUAUCAUUCAGCGGUACACAAGAGAGGCUGGUGUGCGUGACCUUGAGAGGAAUCUUGCGGCAGUAUGUAGGUCAGUGGCAGUCACAGUCAGCGAACGGAUGGCAUUGGCUGAGAAACACAAGGAGCAAAGGAGAAAGGAGAGAAGGGAGAUGAGGGAGAUUGCAAGGCGGUCUAUGAUGGAGAAGGUUGACGCGCAGGCAAAUGAUGUCCCGGCAGCUUCAGGCGACGAGGGGGAAAGGAGCGAAGUCGGCGGGCAGGCACUUGAGGAACGGAGAGAACAGGUUGUUGAGAAAGAUCCCAAGCAGGUGGGCAAGGGUGAAGGGCGCAGUGCUAGCGAAAAGGAGAAGAUGAAUGAUGAUGUAGAUAAAAAGAUCUCUGAGGCAGAGGGAAGAGAAGAUGAGGUGGUUGCGAAUGCAGAGAUAGGGUUUCACGAGGCGAUUGAGAAAAUGAAGAGGCGGCUAGGAGAAAGUGGGGGCUUGCUCGUUGUGGUCUUGGAUGCUAGACCCACAGGGAUGGAGGAGAAGGAGGUGGUCGCAGGGAGUUCUAACAUGAAUCAGACUGAGGUUAGGGGUCAAGGAUCAAGCGGCACUAGCUCCAGCGAUGAUAGCAGUAGCAGAAAGACGGUGGAGAAGGAGGAGGACAAUGAUGAUGAUGAGGUGGACAAGGAGCUUCAGGAAUUUCAGAGGCUAGUUAUUAAUGAGGAAAUGCUUGAAAAUAUUCUCGGACCUCCCAAGCGUGAUUUGAGGGAAGUCGAAGACAGAGUCUCAAGCCCUGGCGUAGCUGUCGGCCUUGUUUGGACUGAAUAUGGAGGGGACAUCCUGUUUGUGGAAGCGACAUCAACCCAUGGCAAGGGGGACCUGCGACUGACUGGAAGGCUCGGUGAAAUGACAAAGGAGUCAGCACAAAUUGCACUUACUUGGGUCAGGUCCAAGGCAGUGAAGCUAUUGACCCGUGAAGAAGACAAGGGUCGCCCCCUUAUGGAGAACAGGGAUUUGCAUGUGCAUUUCCCAGAAGGCGCUGUUCCCAAGGAUGGUCCAUCUGCAGGGGUAACCAUGGUAACUUCUCUGGUUUCUCUGUUGACGAGGAGACCUGUUCGGGCUGACACAGCCAUGACCGGAGAGAUAACACUGCGAGGAGUCGUACUACCGGUUGGCGGCAUCAAGGAGAAGGUGAUGGCAGCAAACAGGUGUGGCAUCAAGAGGGUCAUCAUUCCCGAGCGUAACAUGAAGGACCUUAGAGAAGUCCCGGGUGACAUACUGGCAACCCUGGAAGUCAUACCAGUACAUAGCGUGGAGCAGGUGUUGGAAAACGCUUUUGAAAAGGGCACUGAUCCUCUGCUUGAGAAGGGCAGCGACAGCAAGGCGGCAUCAGACAGUGCUCUGGGCCACAGGGCUGAGAGGCAGGUAGGGUUAUAGCAACAUGGAAAACCCAAUCGGAGUCGAACCACCUUUUAGCUGGGUUCAAACCCCCAACCAGGAUGGAAUUGGGAUCAUGACCGAAUGUGUCCAUGGAUGUGGGGGAAAUGCAUGAUAGCCUUCUGUCGAAAAGCAUCCUGCAAUCAGAAAAGGGACAUUCACUGCAGGCCAACCAACGGGUCUGAAUCUGGUCUGAAUCAGUGUCAAAUGAGAAUCGGGAUUGAGUCAGACGCAUAUUCAACACCGCGGAAACGCUGCAAAGGGGAAGAUGUGGGAUGCGGCGUCCACGCUCUCUGCACCGCCAACCAGAGACUACAAACUUUCCCAGCAAUGCCAGCCAGCUUUGAGUCCUGCGGCGAUUGGCGUUCGCUAUCUCCUGUCAAAGGUUCUAUUAUUAGACUACUAAGCGAUCGGCAGUGUUACCCACAUGCCUGUCCUGUUAAUCUCAGGGUGUUGCACAGGUUUAAACUUUAAACUCUAUAAACUGACAAAGAACAGUAUCCUGGUUCACAUUCGGUCGUGUUGUAGGACCUGUUUGGCCAUUACAAAGGUGUCUUUGCUUCUACGGAAGGCCCAGCUACGGAAGGCCCAGAAAGAAGGAUUGUGGUUGCGACCUAGAAAUUGGAACACUACCGCCUCAAAAUAUUAGUAGUGCCGGGGUGCAAACUCCAACGGAGUCGACCUUAACCAAGAAUGACCCAUAACCGGUAACUGUCUGGUUGUCACGGCGGUCUUUGAUGGGCAUAGCUCUUUGACACGGUGAUAACCGCUGCGACAAAUCUGCCAUGCAGCGAGGAAAGAAAAACCUGCAGUGCAUGUCGUACAGACACCUCCUUGGCUGCACUGGCCAUCGGUACAGGCGGAGAAUCGGGCUCGGCGUCCCUCACAAAAUGUCUCAUGGGACCACACAACGAACGAGGCGUCACUGGCCAAGUUUGUUGUGGGGACACGGGGGUAACGAUGCAAGCGUGCGCAGAGUUAAGCAAAGCAAAGCGAAGCAAUGUAUUGGUUGUUCCCGGAGGGAUACCGGCCAAGUUCGUUGUGGGGACACGGGGGUAACGAUGCAAGCGUGAGGAGAGUUGAGAAAAGCAAAGCAAUGUAUCGGUUGUUCCCGGAGGGAUAAAGUUGGCAAGCAGAAAAGAGGAUGACACGUGUGGGAAGGAAAUUGAGGCACCAAUGUAGCGCCUCAAGGAAGCUAGGAAUGGGAGAGAUGUGUUAUGAGGAACGAGUAGAAAGAGGGUGGACAAGAAGAGUUGGUUGUGGAGUAGGGAAGAGUUGGGUUGGUUGGUGUACGGCAGAACGCCUUGUGCAUGGCAAAGCGACAACGAAACCCUCCGGAAGCGACCGACCUCGCCGAUCCUUUUUGGUAGGAGAGAUGCUGCUGAACCUGGUGAGGAUUGCAUUGCAGAUUAUCAUGGAGAUUGCAGCCGAUCAGCAUGCGUAGGAGAGGUAUUGAUCGAAGAAGACCUGCUGCUCCUUGAGGCAAUGAGUGGGUGGCAGAGGAGCGGGUUGUAGAGUGGGCGGAAAACUAGGGGUGUCUUUUGCCAUUUGGCAUGCUGGAAUAGGGCAAUGCGGGCCUAUGAGGCCCCACACGGAUCUGAGGCUCAAGAGUUUUCACGAACCGCGAGUGUGUGACUUCCUAUUGGUCCUAAGCCCCCAAAUAAGGGGGUGAUAUAUAUUGUGGACGGAUCGGACUCCACCACAGCAACAUAGGUCAGAGUCUAAAGCACUGUGAUUGUGAGUUUCUCCGUCUUUCACCACCGAUGAUUUGUUUUUUGAGAAUUGAUAAUUGUGGUAGUUAUCGACGUGUUCUGACGCAUUGAACAGCCUUGAUAGCUGUAGCCUAGGCACUGCCACGCGCUGUGUUGUUAUCGUUAUCUCAUAGCUAUAGUUUAGAGUUUGGUUGCUAUACGUUGGCAUUGGCAAAUGAAGCUGUAGUUUUGGGAGAGGUGAGGGUGGCUUGUUGGUUUUUCAGGUAGUUUGAGGAGCUGGGCAUGGGAAGAGGAAAGGAGGGAGGGGGGGGGGGGGUAAAGGAGAGAGGACGGUGGAAGAGAUGGGGAAAGCGGUUAGGGGUACGAAACGGAAAAGCGAUAGAUGUGUUUCAAUUACUGCCCAAGAGUGAAAGUGAAUGGGAAUCGUAAUGUCAAGGUAUGUUUAAGAUUCGAUGGCAUGGUGGAUGAAAGGAAGCGACGAUGUGUUUCAAGCUUUUUGCCGUAGAAUGGGAGGCAAUUGGCAUUUUAAUGUUCCAAUCUGUACGAGAGAGGACGGCAUGCGAUGUAGACGUUGUAUGGCAGGCUUUGCAAUCUCAUAGAAGUUGCAGCGUAAGUUCGUCCCACAUAACUCGCAGGGAAGGUGAAAUUAUUUCUUUUCGAGUUUCGAAUUUCGACAGCGUUUUUUUUUUUUUUUUUACUUUCUUUUCUUCCUCUUAUCGAGUUGAGGACAUGCCUGUGUUUCAAGGUACUUGACCUCACUCUUCUUCGGUUUUCCCGUUUGAUCUUUGUUUAUUACUUUUCAUUUAUGUAGAACGUUUGUCGCUUCUAAAAGAAGAUGAAAUUGCAUUCACGAAUCAUGACACAAUUUGGUUUCGUGAAGUCAACGGUGAUGCAGGCGACAUCUGGUUGGAGUGUUGCUUUGGUGAAUCGU